CUCCAAAAAACCUCUCGAAGCCCCAGUCAUCCCUCUCUACAACAAAACAAUGCUGCCGCGCAUGACGACCAAGAUGACCGUCCUGCUGGUUCUGAUGGCCCGUCCCCAUUCCGACGCUCCAGUAGCAGACUCGAUGCCAAUGAUCCCUCCCACAUUCCUUCCACCCCUAUAAGAAGCACUGGUCCUACGCCACGCUCACCGCGCUCGGGCUCUAGCCGCAGUGAGCGUCAGCCCCUGCGAGUACCUGGGUCUCGGUUUUCGGGCGUCGUUGGAAGCUACGGAAGUAUCGUUCCCUCUCCUCCACUGAACGCUGCAUCAUCGGAUGUCGCCUCCCUUCGACUGCCAGAUCCCGCAAUCGACCCAAAGCAUAAUGACUACUCGUCGGAGAGGGAUGCGGAGCAGACCAGUGUACCUGAGACUCCGUCGCCGGUGAUGUCGCGACAUGCGAGCACACGAACUGCGACCAAGGGCAUAGUUCACCGGAGUCCUGCGACGCCCCAGAAGGAUCAUAAGCGGAAUGCAACCCCAGGCCCUCCAAACCGGAGAGGAUCGUUGCUCCAGCGCGUCCUGUCCUAUCCGGACUGGGAACCCCCAGAGAAGCGUGGAGCGGAUGGAUCUUCUGAGUUCGAGAAGCGCCAGGACGAGUUCUUCGCCUUCUUGGAUAGCGAGUUGACCAAAAUAGAAUCCUUCUAUCAGAUGAAGGAAGAGGAGGCCGCAGAACGCCUCAAAGUGCUUCGUCAUCAGCUGCAUAUCAUGCGGGACCAACGCACACAGGAAGUUCUAGGUGCCAAGUUGGCCCGGCCAGAGAAAGACGGAAUGCCAAAGUCUCAUGCAUUCGGUCCUCUAGGUGGCCUCGCUGGCUUCGGCAUACGCGGCGCUCUCACUGGACGUCAUUUCGGGAAGAACUCUAAAGCCCUUGCAGAGUUGGGCACUCCGUCAGCAGCCUUACAAGGACAGGAUCCCGACCAUACAGUGUCGCGUCGCGAUUUCAUCCGUCGGCCCGAGGACCCGACCAACAGCGAUGUCUCCUAUCGCUCCGCUAAAAGGAAGCUGAAGCACGCGCUUCAGGAGUACUACCGCGGCGUGGAGCUGCUGAAGGCGUACGCCUACCUGAACAGGACUGCCUUUCGUAAGAUCAACAAGAAAUAUGACAAGACUACUAAUGCGCGUCCUGCGCAGAGAUACAUGUCUGAGAAAGUGAACAAGUCGUGGUUCGUUCAAAGCGAGGUCACUGAGAACCUGCUGUCCGCUGCAGAGGACCUGUACGCUCGUUACUUCGAGCGCGGCAACCGCAAGAUCGCCGCUUCAAAAUUGCGCCACACUAUCAAUAAAUCCGGAGAUUAUUCUCCAUGCACGUUCCGUGCCGGUGUGCUCUUGAUGGGCGGUGUCCUGUUUGGUGCUCAGUCAUUAGUAUAUGCCGUGCAGAACCUUCAUGAUCGGGAUGGUGAACUAAAGACUUACACAAGCUACUUGCUCCAGGUCAGUAUUUAUCGUUCUGAAUGCCUGCUUCUAGCUAACUGUGCGCAGAUAUAUGGGGGCUAUUUUCUCGUUGUACUUCAUUUCCUACUGUUUUGCCUAGACUGUAUGGUCUGGACUCGGGCCAAGAUCAACUACGUCUUUGUGUUUGAAUAUGAUACCAGGCAUGCAUUAGACUGGCGUCAGCUUACUGAGCUGCCGUCAUUUUUCUUCUUUCUGCUGGGUCUCUGCAUGUGGCUCAAUUUCAUGUCAAUUAAUAGCAUGUAUAUUUAUUGGCCUGUUGUCCUUGUCGGCUUGACCACAGUCCUUCUUUUCCUGCCCGUGCGGACACUAUAUCACCGCAGCCGCAAAUGGUGGGCAUAUUCUAAUUGGCGUCUGCUUCUGGCAGGGUUCUAUCCGGUUGAGUUCCGUGAUUUCUUUCUGGGAGACAUGUAUUGCUCCCAGACAUACGCCAUGGGUAAUAUCGAAUUAUUCUUCUGUCUCUACGCGCAUUAUUGGGGUGACCCUCCCCAGUGCAAUUCUUCGCAUUCCAGGCUGCUUGGGUUCUUUACCUGCCUACCGGGCAUCUGGAGAGCUUUGCAGUGUCUGCGACGUUACGCAGAUACUAGGAAUGUCUUCCCGCAUUUGCUGAACUUUGGCAAAUACACGUUCACCAUCCUGUACUAUGUCACUCUGAGCUUGUAUCGCAUCGAUAAAUCGGAACGCUUCCAGGCUACGUUCAUCACCUUUGCGCUGCUCAACGCCGUGUAUGUGUCGGUUUGGGACCUUGUCAUGGACUGGAGUUUGGGGAACGCCUACGCCAAGCGCCCGUUGCUGCGCGAUGUCCUGGCGUUCCGUCAAGCAUGGGUAUACUAUGUUGCGAUGGUCAUCGACGUCAUUGUGCGAUUCAACUGGAUCUUCUAUGCUAUCUUCACGAGGGAUAUGCAGCACUCCGCGUUGCUCAGCUUUUUCGUUGCGCUGUCCGAAGUCUGCCGACGAGGUAUCUGGACGGUCUUCCGUGUGGAGAAUGAGCACUGCACCAACGUCCUGCUCUUCCGGGCGUCCAGGGAUGUGCCUCUGCCAUACCAAGUCUCCCUCCCGCCAGCGCAGGUUGACCAACAAGCAGAUGGUGUGCCGCUGGAAGAGCAGCAACCGCAAGCACACGAUGUGGAGCACGGCACCCCGUCCACUCCAGGCAUGUCGGUCCGCAAUCGCGGCCUCUCCCGUGUCGGCUCGUUGCUGGCUUCAGCGCAUGCACAGGACUUUCAGCGGAAGAAGCGUCCGGGCCAAGAUCCAGGCGAUCAGCCACUCCGUGGCUCAGAGGAUACCCCGGAUGACUCCACUGACGAUGAAUACCACGACGGCAGAGCGUCCUUGGAUGAUGAUGUGAUUAUGGAAGAGCUUCCGUUUCACGAAGAGCGAAACUAGAGGGGAAGAAGACGGUGACUAACGGGUGACAACUUGCUUUACGAUUUCUUUUUGAUGGCAUAUAUAUACUUAUUACGAUAGAUAUGAUACAUACUAACAUAAUAGAGGCAUAUGAUAGGAGUUAAUGGAGCACUAUAGAACUACUAUGAGCCUAAAAGAGUUCCGUAAUCAAAUCCUCAUAUAUCAUGUAGUAUAGACCAAUCCAGUAGUGUAUUCGUAGUGAAUCUUAUGCAUACUACUAGAACAUACUAGAUGGCGAUAGUAAACCUCUGCCUAAGGCACUGAUACCAUCAGGUGACA
Molecule: messenger RNA, 3183 nt
Organism: Aspergillus vadensis CBS 113365
Lineage: Eukaryota; Fungi; Ascomycota; Eurotiomycetes; Eurotiales; Aspergillaceae
Product: SPX and EXS domain-containing protein
Exons: 4
Coding region: 433-2883 (816 amino acids)
Biological process (GO): cellular response to phosphate starvation; phosphate ion transport
Cellular component (GO): cytoplasm; plasma membrane; Golgi apparatus
Molecular function (GO): inositol hexakisphosphate binding
Source: RefSeq, a predicted model, not a curated record